CACAGCGUCCCCGAAAUCUAGCCAGCCACCGCCCACCGCCUCCCUCCUCCCCGCCUCUCUCUCUUUCUCUCUCUGCGCCAAGAAAGAGAAGGCGCCACGUUGACAUUGCGGAUGCCGUAGCGGGGGCGCGCGCGCCAGCCAUGCGCUCGUGAUGAUCCGGCCGUUCCAGAAGAUCGGCCACGGCCUCGAAAAGGUUCUCGUCCAGGCGCCGGAGGUCGUCGUCGCCGCCGUCGUUGGCCUCGGACGGCACGGGCGCCUGCCUCCUCGAUGGACGCGCAGGCGCAGCCUUUCACCAGGCGGGCGCUGUCCAGGAGCUGCGGGUCCAAGGGGAGCCGGCUGUCCGUUGACCAUCCGCCGCCGCCGCUGGCCGGCGGCCCUUCGGCGGACAAGGGGGUGGCAGGGAGCUCGUCCUCGCUCGCGGUGCCGCCCGAGCCGGCCCGUCGUGAGGGCCCGCCCUCAGACGCGGAGAAGGUGAGGGAGAAGUUCUCCAAGCUACUGCUGGGGGAGGACAUGUCCGGCACCGGCAAAGGGGUGACCUCUGCUCUCGCCCUUUCCAACGCCAUCACUAAUCUUGCAGCUUCUGUGUUUGGUGAGCAGCGCCGUCUGCAGCCCAUGGCCGACGACCAGAAAUCGCGGUGGAAGAAGGAGGUCGACUGGCUUUUGUCCGUCGCCGACCACAUUGUUGAAUUUGUUCCUUCGCAGCAGGUCGCCGAGAAUGGGACCUCCGUGGAGAUAAUGAUAACCCAGCAACGUCAAGAUCUACAGAUGAACAUCCCCGCGCUGCGCAAGCUCGAUGCGAUGCUCCUUGAAUACCUCGACAGUUUCGCGGGUAAGCAGGAGUUCUGGUAUGCGUCGAAAGACGCAGAUGGACCGGGCAAGGGCAGCACGCCGAGGCAGGACGACAAAUGGUGGCUCCCGACUGUCAGGGUCCCUCCUGACGGUCUGUCAGGUGCAUACAGUAAAUGGCUUCAGAACCAGAAGGACCUCGUUGCGCAGGUGCUCAAGGCAGCAAUGGCUAUCAACGCUAAUGUCCUUAUGGAGAUGGAGGUUCCUGAAUCGUACACGGAGUCGCUACCGAAGAAUGGGAAGUCCACCCUUGGGGAUUCAGUGUACAGACUUAUAACCGACGAUCAUUUCGACCCUGAAGAACUGCUACGCUCCGUGGACUCGUCGGAUGAACACAGCAUUGUUGAUCUGAAGAACAGGAUCGAAGCCUCAGCAGUCAUCUGGCAGAAGAAAAUGACCCACAACAAGGACAGCAAAUUGCCCUGGGGACAUAGUCACGAGAAGCGGGGAAUGUUCGAAGGGAGGGCGGAGAACGUUCUUCUCCUCAUCAAGCACAGGUUUCCUGGCAUUGCCCAGUCGGCGCUGGACAUAAGCAAGAUCCAAUGCAACAAGGUAUGUAUGGGACUGGGAUGCCUCGUCAGAUAUACGCCAUUUGUUGCUUUGUUUGUUCAUUCGAAUGCCUUGCGUACCUCCCUUUUGUAUUCGUCAGGAUGUUGGCCUUGCCAUUUUGGAGAGCUACUCCAGGACUCUGGAGAGCCUGGCUUUCACGGUCAUGUCUCGGAUCGAGGACGUUCUGAGCGCGGACUUGGCCGCUCGAGAUCUCAGGAACACGGAAUCGAUGAGAAUCGCCGCCAGCUUAGCUUCGGACGACACCGACAAGGUCGUCUCAGACGCUAAAGCCGAGGUAGAGAAGACGGGGAGAAUGGAGCCGGUUUCGCCGGCGCUAUCUGACUUGGUCGGCCCGAAGCUGACGAAGAUCUCGCCAGUUGCAACCAAGAGGUUUUCGUACCUUGAGAAUCUGGGUGGAACAAGAAGCCCGAUAGCAAGACACUAGCUGCUGUAGGUAGGGGGUGUAGUGAGGGUAGAUGGAUCAUGCCGUCGCAGAGCCUUCGGAAGAAGCUUUGUACAUAGCAUAGAUGCCCACUGCGAACGUUUGUCUAACGAUAAUGUGACAUCUAAUCGACUAAUAGAGGCAGAAGUUCUUAGAGCGCAAACAUUAUCACC
This is a messenger RNA of Zea mays, 2010 nucleotides long. RefSeq lists its product as uncharacterized. The record is from RefSeq and is marked provisional. Lineage: Eukaryota; Viridiplantae; Streptophyta; Magnoliopsida; Poales; Poaceae. Bases 268 to 1683 code for a protein of 471 amino acids. The transcript is spliced from 6 exons. Gene Ontology annotation, molecular function: guanyl-nucleotide exchange factor activity.